AUGUCCCUGAUGAUUCGCCGAGCUACUCUGGCCUUCUUCCAUGCCCAGGUUCACACAGUGUGGGUGGGCACCGAAAACUCCAGCAACCAGUACAAACUCGUACCCACGAUGGCUUCCACCAUCUCCAUCACGCAAAGCACGCGUGUGCCUGAGCAAGAGUCCUGGCUCAGCACCAAAGGCUCUGCUGCGCCUGACUAUACGCCUGCUUCCAAGCCCGAGUUCUCGAUCCCGCCCAUUUCCAUCCAGCUGGUGAAGCUGUCACGCCACACCAGCGUGACCAUGGUCAAGGGCAUCUCUCCCCCCAUUCGAAAACACAUCUUCACGGCCAUCAAGUUUUGUAUUCCGGGCUGUGUCGGCAGAAACCACGAGGUUCACGAGAUAGAGCUGCUUGGCGACAAGCGCCAGAACGUCAAGAUGGCCCUUAUGCUGAUGCAGGUUCCCGAGGAGGUCAUCAUCAUCGGUAAUUGA
Molecule: messenger RNA, 468 nt
Organism: Cryphonectria parasitica EP155
Lineage: Eukaryota; Fungi; Ascomycota; Sordariomycetes; Diaporthales; Cryphonectriaceae
Exons: 4
Coding region: 1-468 (155 amino acids)
Source: RefSeq, a predicted model, not a curated record